AUGGACAUAUCAAUUUCUGAUCCGAAUCUGAUCCGUUUUCAGCCUAGUAUUUCAUUAUUUUCAAGUGAAGCCUGUGGGGGUGCCUUUAUUCUGAUAUCAUUUCAGAUACAGAUCUGGACGAGCAGUUAUGGAUUAGAUUUAUGUUGUGUGCAGCUUCUAGAAGCUAAACUGUGUGUUAUUUCUCUCAAGAUCCGACCUCUAUGGAGACAUUGCUUCCAGAACACCCAGGGCCUUAUCUUUGUUGUCGACAGCAAUGACAGAGAUCGUAUUGUUGAGGCUAGAGAUGAAUUGCACAGGAUGCUUAAUGAGGAUGAAUUGAGGGAUGCAGUGCUGCUGGUUUUUGCGAACAAGCAGGAUCUUCCUAAUGCCAUGAAUGCCGCAGAAAUCACUGAUAAGCUUGGCUUGCACUCCCUCCGCCAACGUCACUGGUACAUCCAGAGCACAUGUGCCACGUCUGGGGAGGGUCUGUAUGAAAGAUUGGACUGGCUCUCAAACAACAUUGCUAACAAGGCAUAGAUAAUGCUGGUUGGGAACGUUGUUGGAGCUGAAAACAUUAGUACAUAUCGAGUAUGCAAGAGUGCUGCCCCAAGGAUCAAUUUGCUUAUUUUUCUACCUCCAUAGACUUGAGCAUCUGUUGUCAUUUAGAUAAAGAAUGAUCUGGAAAUUUGUUCUCCUUACCUAGCUACUAAUUUUUUGCUAUUUUUCUUUUACCUGCCAAUUGCGUUGUUUGAAGACCUUGCUUGGGUGAUAUAAUAGUUUUAUUUCUACAAAAGAACUUGGUUCGUAUAAGACCUAUCUGCCACUUCCA
Molecule: messenger RNA, 808 nt
Organism: Phoenix dactylifera (date palm)
Lineage: Eukaryota; Viridiplantae; Streptophyta; Magnoliopsida; Arecales; Arecaceae
Source: RefSeq, a predicted model, not a curated record